GUGCAUAUAUUUAAACCCCAUGAAAUGCGACGUAACAGUAAUAACUCUCACAGUACAGCUGUUGUUUCUACACCUGUUAGUGUUUAUACAACAAGUGGUCUGAAGUUUUCUCAAUUCCCUCCCUCGAGGAAGAAUUCAAGUAAUAGUGUUCAAUUUUCUGACAAAGAUAUGGCUCCUCCAGUUUUAUCCAGUAUAAAUCAACCCGUUUCUGAAAUUAAACAAAAUAUGGCUAGACGUUUUAGUUGGAAAGUUGCUCCUAAAAUUCCUAAAUUUAUCAGAUCCUCUUCAAGUUCUUCAACAAAAUCUAGGAUAUCGGUAUCAACAUUAAAUACUGAUAAUUAUUUUAUUAAUCAAUCUGAUUCCUUGGAUAAAUUUUCUUCAUCCCCUACUAAACUUUCAUCUGAAUUACCUCCACAAAAUGUUUUAAAUGUUACCCGAACAAGCAAUGUUUCUGACUUAACGAAAUCAUCGAAUGAAGCUCAAGAUACUUGUUCAAUUUCGGAAAAUUGGGAGUCAAUUAAUCAAAUCGAUUAUAAGAAUACCUUGGAUGAUAAUACUGGAAUAAAUGGAUUAAAUGGAUUAAAUGGAGAGAAUAAUCCUAUAUCAACCAAAAUCAUUGGUGGUGCUCCAUUAUUAAUCUCUAAUAUUGGAAAAUCGUCGUCUUCAACUACAAAAACUCAAAAAAAGAACGUUAGAGCUGGUUCAAAAUCUUUACCUAAAAAUAUCUUUCGCUUUCUUAAAAAAGAUAAACCUCCGGAAAUUGUCACUACCCCUUCUCUUUCUCCUCCUUCUGUUAGUCAAUUUUCUUAUGUUUCUCCUCCACUUACUAUCCCCAAAAAAACUAGAAAGAAAAGAGAUUCUCGUCCAAAAAGCGGUAGUUUUGCUUAUACUAAACAAACUUUAGCCAACGUUCUAUUACGUAGAGUACGCAAUAAGUCCUCUUCUGAAACAACUGCCAAUGAUGGUGCAUUAACUUAUACAAGCUUUCCGGAUCCUGAUCCGGAAGAUUAUGUUAACAUUUAUCCUUGGGAUUUACCUGACUCAAUAUCAGCAACUGAAGCUGCUGGUGGUGUAUUGCAAAUGAUUGAAUAUGACGGGAUAUAUAUAAAUGUAGAUGCCUUAAACCGUCCGG
Messenger RNA from Racocetra fulgida, 1132 nucleotides. The record is from the annotation of a GenBank genome assembly. NCBI's taxonomy places the organism in Eukaryota, Fungi, Glomeromycota, Glomeromycetes, Diversisporales, Gigasporaceae.